Messenger RNA from Symbiodinium sp. CCMP2592, 7731 nucleotides. Lineage: Eukaryota; Dinophyceae; Suessiales; Symbiodiniaceae. The record is from the annotation of a GenBank genome assembly.
AUGUUGUCAGAGAACUUCGGCAUCCAAAUGAUCUUUGCGUUUCGUUCUUGCACAUCUUCAGGAUCGGUGAAGCUGUCGAAGCGGGUGGAGCAGUUUUCCAAGGAUGUCAGCGAUAUCCUUUCAGAAAGUCAGUUCGUAUUGAAUUCUGAAGUCAUCAAGCUUCGGGUUGCUCGUGCCCCACAGGCCAUGGGCCUCGCUCUUCAACUGACCCAAGUCAGUACCAAGGGGAAUCGAUACAAGCGAAGUCUGUCGUGGUCGCAAUUUUUGCAGGCUUCAUUUGGAAAGAUUCAUCGCAAUGCUUCGUUGGCUCUGCAUGUAGGGGUGGCCAAAUCAACUGUCAGGCGCAUGCAGAUCACAGUAAGCGCCGCAUUUAUGAAUCAUCAAGCCAACUUUCUUGCAAAACUUGCACAAUGGUGUCUGGCUGAGCCGCCGUUGCUUGUCAUAAAGCAUUUCAAGUGGGAUGAGACGCAGCUUCAGUGUACUAUGAAUGCUGACAAGUCUGGUUGCCGUGUUCGCUCCAGCUGGCAAGUCUUGGUUUGUCGUAUGAGGUUAGUGGUGGUUUGGCCCAAUGGCACCAAUGUUGUGUGCCGAGUGGUGAUGCCUCCGGUGACACUUCUGGCGACAGGUGCGGAGCAUCAGUAUUACGCACUGCUGCACCACCCAGCUUACAAGUGCAUAAAUGCACUUGUGGGGCUGCUUCGAAGAACUGCACUUGUCAACAUCGACAUAGCUGAGACAGACGGUGCAAGCAGCAACUUGAGGCUGUUGGCACAUCUGUCUCAGAAGGCCAAGUUGAGUGUUUUCGGGCCGCCAGGCUCACGGCAUCCUGUCCUGUUUGCACAUUGCAGAUGCAUGAAUCAUGCGGUGCAGUUGAACAAUGCUGCACUGUUGGGGCUCAUCGGUUCUAAUUCAUUGAACAGGAUUUACGGACUCACUGUAUUCAUCCGCAACCUGGGGUAUUGGCUUCGAAUGAGACAGGCUGUCCGUUCUUGGCUUGAUCGAAAUCUGGUUUUUCGCCAGCAGGUUACUGCUAGCGACGUCGCCUCACACGUUCAGCCGAAUCCUGCACUACGUGAAUUGAUCAGCUACCUUCGCUUUUGGAAAAAGCUUGAUAAAGACUGUCGCUCACCGGAAGAUGAACGUAGAGAGACUGCUCAGGACGACGGCGAAUCCGCUUUUGAUCGUGCAGCAGCUACUUUCUUGGACAUGUUUAACGGACCCAUUGUCGGCCCCCCGUGUCACAUCUGUUCCAGCUUGGAUGUUUCUGUUGGUCAGCGACAUUGCUCUCAUCGGGAGUCAGCAGUGCGGAAAUGCGCCGAGGCCAUGAUAGACUUGUUCCUGACCUCGAUGCCGGCGGUGCCUGCACCGUCGAAAUGGUCCAAAUUAUUCGGACCACUCGAUUUCAUUCUCUCGGGAAGCAUUGUUCACAACUGGUUGCAGGAGAUCUUUACUGAGGCUUUUGGGGAAAUGAGCUUUCAAGAGUUUGAUCCAACCCCAGCAGAUGUUGACCCUCGGCUUGUGGAAUCACUUGCAUUCCAUGCUGUCAACGGUAGACGAUUGCAGUCUGCUAGGGAGUUCUUGCAAGACAGACAUGCCAAGUGGGGCGUGUCCUUGGCAUGUGUAGCCCUUGAGCCGAAUCGCAUGCUCACGUGGUACUGGAUCUCAUGCCUCGGCAAGAGCUUGACUCCCGGUGAGCGGCCUCCACUCUUUAGCAUGUUGAACCCGAGGGAAAGCAUCUUGGUCAGUCUCAUGCAGCACUACAGCAGCUUGCUAUGCACAACAGAUGGGCUUGGUCGAUUGUGCUUGCUAUGGAUGCCUUUGGGUUAUGACUCCUUCGAUCGGUUCUGUCGGUCCGAGCCAGGCCUCGUGCGGGAAAUCCGUAGGGUGCUUCUCUUUGCUUGCGCCUGGCAAUACCGCCGCCAUUACGAGUAUAUCAGCUCCGAUAUGUUUGCGAUUGCUUGUGUUGCAGACCCCGAUGCCUGCCCUCGCAUGGUUGAAUCGUUUCUGGAAGGAUGGCGCCGGAAGCGAGUCUGUUGUGUGCCCGGCGGCUUGCCCCGGGCACUGAAGCAGCGGCAAGUGUCUUGCGAGGAAUUGCAAUCGUCCAGUUGGAAAUCAUCGCUUUAUUGGUAUGCUUCUUGCAUCCAGUGGUCCAUAGCAGAUGUUGAGGUGAAACAUGCUUUGAAUCGCCAAAACACUGAUUGUGGCUUCAGCACAAUCGCCUCAAAGUUUAUCAACUCGGAGGCCUUGUUGAAUUCAAGACAGGCCGCCAAGGCAGCGAAAGCAGCCACGGGCGAAGCAAGCUUGAGCUCAACAGGUAGUCGGGAUGUUGUCAUCCAGGAUAAGAGAAAGAAGAAGGCCAAAGGCAAGUCACCAUUUGAAAUUUUCAGAGCUCAUUGGAUUUGCCAGCAGCGACUCACUUCCUCGGCGUUCAAUCCUUGUGUGCACAGCUCGUGGGAACAGGUUCGCCAGGCAUGGGGAAUGUUGUCUGAGGAGCAGCAAGAAAAUUUCAAGGCUUUGUCAGUUGCAAGCAAGCAAGCUGCUCUGCAAGCACGGAGACACGUGCCUGCCCUUCCGGACAGGCCGCCUCACGAGCCUCACCAGGCAGCAGCAAACAGACCGGUUGUGAGUUUGCCUGAUUCCGGUGCCGGUGCGGUUGUGCCGUCGUUGCUGGGUGUCCUGCCUUUGGAAACAGCUUUGACUGCUCGAAAUGCUUGCGAGCUGGAGUCCAAAAUUAAAGCAGCCAUGAGUGAUGCAGGCCCAGGCAGAGGGAAGCUUUCUCACCAUCGUUUCCCAGUAUCCGAGCAAGCUCUGGAAUCCAUUGCAUGUUUCCAGCGGCAACAUGGCAUCACGAGUGCUGCGGCCGUCGCGAAGUUUGAUUGUGAAAUGGAGCGUCUCGCACGCCCUCCAGAUGGCGACGAGUUUCCGAAGAAGGUUCAGUAUGAGUCUUGCUGCGGACAUUUGUGCCGCUCAUCAGGUAUUCAUCUUCAUUGCAACUUGACGAAGGCUUUUCUCCAGAUUGUGCAGUGCUACGGGCAGCCAUUGGAUGCAGUACGUGCAGACAUUGUGUGCUCGUUCGAGAUCUUUGACACAUCUAGGCGGAAGCUUGUGCGUGAGUAUGCAUUUGUGACAGCAGUUUCUGCGAGAAGCGGGGUGCACAAACCCGAGCAAGUGUUUGUUUUUGCAGACGAAGUCGGUCGGGAGAACUUGGAGGUUCAAGGUGAGGGAGAUAGAUUCUCCGGAUUGCUGCUGGACUUACGGACCUUGCCAUAUGUUCAAUCGUAUCGGGAAUACCUGCCAGCUUCAAGUGCCGGCGCACGAGAGGGUCGGUUGCACAUGCUGUCUUCUGAUGCUUUCGCUCACCACUUGCUCAGUGUCUUCGAUGAGUUCGGAUUGACACCGCAUCAAAUUGUCAUCAACAAGCUAGACUUUCACGACCGCAGCCCUCGCCGUGUAUGCAUUAGUGGGUGCAGCCCUGGUUUCACACGAGUGCUUGUUCGUGCAGACGGUGUAGACUGCGAGGAUGGCGCUGGCGAUGACGACGACGGCAUGAACGAUGCUUCUGAGGGUGCUCCAGCAGGUGGGCAAGAUCCGUCAGAGCGGGAUUUCGACUUCCUCUCGCUUCUGGACCAGGAGGAGGCGGAGGUGAAGGACUCGGGCGAACCGGCUGCAAGAAGUCGCAAGAGAAGGAAGACUACUCCCGCCGUUCCUGAUGACCCGGCAGCCAACGACGUUGACGACAUUCUGGAUGACCCGGAAUUGCACGCCGUCUUGGGCGUGGGCGACAUCGAUGCUUUGAGGCAGGCUGUUAAUGUAUGUCAAGAGGCGGAAGGGCCCGAGGAAGCUUCCCGAGCGGCACAGAUGCAAGCCAGGACGAGCAUCGCCAUCUUCAUCUUCUACGGGGACGAGGAUGGUGGCAUCAUUGAAGCUGUCUAUGGCGGCGGCGAGGGGGGCACCUCCUACUGUGUGGUUGACAGAGUGCAGGGCCAUUGCGAUAUGCUCUUGCAGUGGCUAGCUUCAGCACAUGUACAGUCUCAAGAGAAGCAUGCCCAGCUCAGCAAAGCUUUACGGUGCUUCGACAGCACCAAGAAUCCCAUGGUAAAGAAUCCGGCCUCAGAUGACCUCCUGAAGAGGCGAUGCGUUGGAGCAGCACAGUGUCGCCCGUGCUUCAGCUUUAUGGAACGGGAUGACCGCUUCCAGAACAUGUCGCAGAGUCAGCGGCUGACGUUCCUCGAGGAUGAAGGCAACUACAAGGAGUACAUCGUGGACCUGAACCAGUGGGAGGCCAGCCGUCGUGACGGUUCCAUUCGUGGCAAGGCGAAAUCCAAGGAAGGUGGAGAUCGAGCCGAAGCUUUGCAUAGUAGCUCCAUCACCACGAAACAGGUGUUGGGCUAUUUUUGGCCCCUUCAGCUGUUGAAGGAGCACGAGAAGCCGAUGCCGAAGCGAAGCCAGCACAUCAUUCAUCAGGGAAAGAAAGUGAAGGGCAUGACCCUGAAGGAAUUUGCGGUGGGCUGCAUAGAGAUCACAAGCGAGAGUUCGAAAACGGCUCGCCGGGUUCAUGUCGUGGCCAAGGACGAUUCAGAGGAAAGUGGUGAUGCUGACGAGAUGUUCGGUGCAAUGCAAAAGUCACUGCAGAUGUCUUCAACUGCGGGAGAGUCUGGGGAGAUCAUGCUCAAGCAGGCGAAAGUUGACAGCGAUGACGAGCUCGCCGCCAUCUUGUGGGGGGAGAAUGUCGUCGGAGGCCUUGGGGAGAUGAGUGGCAACUCGAAGGCUUCAAAGGGCGGUGACGAUGAGCACGAGUCACCCGCCAAGAAGAAGCCGAGGAAGCGAGCCGUGCGGAAUCCAGCAGUGUCCAACGAUGCAGUUCCAGAGAGCUCUCCCUCGACUGCACCGACAACUCCGGCAUUGGCUUUCAGUUUACCGCCUCCGAAUCCCAAGGAUAACAAGCGCAGGGGCCAGGGCCAUGACUCCAGGGCCUCCAGAGAGUUGGAAAAGAGCGAAGCAAUCACUCUCCAGUGCCAGCACAUGAAGUGGGCUUUUGAAGACCCUGAGCAGGUCCUCAAGCUCUCCUUGCAGAAGGUGAACUCUUUGCUCGACAAGGUGGAAUCAAGGCUUACUGAUGACCUCACAUCCAUUUACCAGGAAGCAAUUCGUACCACAGGCCCGCAAGGGCGUGCGACCAAGGCUUGGGAAGGGCUGAAAGAGGCCAAAGAGUUCCUCACCUAUGCCGCCGACUUUGUGGAGGCCUUGCACGAUGCGGAAGCAAGCCCGACGACCUUGUCUGCUAGAGCUUUGUGCUUUUCCACGGAGAGCAAGGUGACGUUGCCACCCAAUGUCAGUGUGCUCAUCUGCCGCAAGAGGGCGGAGGAGUUGGUCGGGAAGAAGCAAUGGGAUGACGUGUGCAAGUUCCUCGACCCUACUUUCAAAGCGGAAUAUCCGGAUGGCAUCGGAUCUCUUAUGCCGGCUGGCCCUGAGACGACCAUGACGGCAGAGUUGCUGGAGUUUCAGACCGGUUGCCUCCAAGGCUGUGUUACCAGCCUCUUCAUGCGACCAAUUCCCGGCAAGACGGAAGAGGAGAAGGACCAGCAGCUUCAGGAUGGCAUUGAGGACAUUGUGAAUUUCUUGGCUGCAGUGAAGCAGAGCCCCAUGUCAGAUGCCGUGGCUGCUGCCGGCAAGGCUUCUAUGAUUGAUGAGCUGCUCAAGCUUUUGACCCUUGCCGAAGCAGCUUCCAAGGCAAAAGGCCCCACCUUUGACAUGGAGUUCUUCUCCACGAUCGUCUGUGAGAAUUUGGAGACAACGAAGAAUAACUUUCUGAAGAUCAAAACGUCUACAUGGUACCCCUCCUUGGCAAUGUUUCCCGUGGGGAUGAAGGUGUGCUCGAGAAUUGGCCAUAUUGUCCAACUAGUCCGUUCAGAUGCGGUCCUCGCAGCAGACAUUGAGGCAGCUGCUCAGUAUGCCAACUCAUUGAAGCCGUGGAAGGUGGAGUCUGUGCUCAAGGAGAAUCAAGAAAUCAGCAUCCCGCAGGUUUCCAAGUUAGCAGACAUGGUGGGCAAGUGGCUGGUUGUGCAAGAAAAAGGAAGUGAGAACUUACAGGCAUUGCCGGCAGUUCGCGAGCGGAUGGAGAUGGUGAGAUCCAAGGUCAUGGAGCUAUAUUCCGUGCUUCAGGAGGUUAUGCAGUUGAAGUACAAGCACAGCUUCGAGAAGAUGGCUGCCGAUGUCGCAAAGUUGGUCAAGGGUGGCACACAAGAGGAGAUGACUGGCUUGACAUCAUCCAUUUCCACAUCAUUCGCACAGCUGAGCGCUUUCCAGCCUUUCAGUAAAGUCGGUCUUGUGAAGAUCUUGGGCAAGACGCUGGCUGAGGAGUUGGAUGGCAUCGUACAGACGGUGGCAAAGUGUGCCACGAGCCUCCAGGCGGCGUUCCCCCAGGUCGCAGAUUUCAUCGCCAAAAAAACCACGAAUGAGGAGAUGCUCGCCGACCAGCCGCUGGCGGAUGUCUUUGCGAUCUUCUUUGAUGCUGGGUCAAAGAAAGUGAUUGGCCGCACCGUGCCGUUCCUCGAAGUUUCCUUCUCUCUUCUACAAGAAGGCAUGACAAGAUCCAUUUGCGGAUGGCUCGCACAGACAUCUGCCACAUACGCCGCCUUCCUGGAGCAGUUGUUGCAGCCAGAAGUCAAUGCUGAUGCUUCGCUUAGUGUAGAUGUUCUGGGUGACACGACCUCUUUGUCGGAGACAGCCGCAGGGGAAACACAGGAUUGCAAGCAGAAUUUGAACUUCGGCUUCGUUUUCCACUCCUAUGUCAAGCACAUCGGCAAGGAGCUUGUGGACAUCGCCGUGCACGGCGCCCAGGAGGGGAAGUCCAGGCGAGUCCAUGCAGUCUUCCCGUGCCUGGCUGGAGCUCUUCUAACGGUCGCUAAGAUGGUUGCUUUCUUCAAGCAUUGCAUGGUCACGAACGACAAGUUUCCGGGCUUCAAUGAGAUCUUGUCAAAGUUUGCAACCGCGGCGGACAAGAAGACUUUCAAUUGGGAUGAGAACAGGAGUUCGAAGCUCCAGUGCAUCCGUUCUGUUUUGCCCAAGUUCCAUAAGGCUGUGGUGGAUUUCGAGGCCAUGCUGUCCGCUUCCCGCGAGAUCGUCGGCGAGCUCGACGGCAUCGACGCCUACUACAAGCAGCUCCAGAAAAUCAUGAAGGACCACGUUGCUGAUGUCAUUGGCAAUUUUGGCAGGGAGAUCGGGGAUGUGCAGCUUUCGCUUGCAAGCCUGUACCAACAGGUUGCCAGCAAACAUAGCCUAGACAUGUUCGCACAAGAGGUCCUUGACAAGAAGGCUGUUGAAGCUUUGUGUUUGGACCCCUCCAUGAGGCAGAUUGCUAUGACUUCCAGUAAAACAGAACGAUUCUUCAUCGACUUGAUCGGGCUCUUGCAGGAUGUGCAAGGAUUGCCGACUCCUUCGUGGGUGGGUGAAGCUUCCAAGGCAUUGGUUAGCGGUGUCGUGACCGAUGCGAAGAAAUUGCUUGCCCAGGACGUGGAGGUGUCAUGCAGCGAGGCGGGUGCGAUGAUCACAAUGGCUCAGCUCCGAGCCUUGCAAUCGAACAUGACCCUUGCCCAAGCUCUUUGCAGAGACCUGCAGCCCGGUGAGACACGGAUGGGCUUGGUAAGCCGAUGCCUUGGAGCCUUUCAAAAGAAGAACAUCAAGUGUGAGCCACUUCUGGUCAAGAAGGCUGCUGCGAUCAAGGGAAAGUGA